Molecule: messenger RNA, 948 nt
Organism: Bicyclus anynana (squinting bush brown)
Lineage: Eukaryota; Metazoa; Arthropoda; Insecta; Lepidoptera; Nymphalidae
Product: collagenase-like
Exons: 5
Coding region: 6-860 (284 amino acids)
Biological process (GO): proteolysis
Molecular function (GO): serine-type endopeptidase activity
Source: RefSeq, a predicted model, not a curated record
UUGCAAUGUGGUUCAUUUUGUUUUUAACUCAGUUUUUAUACAUUUCGGGUAAAUGUGAUUUUUACAAUGGGCAGGGUUACCACACAGCGGUGGGUAUACCGGAGGCAUUUAUAGUGAUGAGCCAGGAGGGAUAUGUCACAAGAAUAGUCGGAGGCAACGAAGUGCCUACUACUACUUUGUAUCCGUACCAAGCGGGCAUAGUCAUCACCCUUACUACUGGCUCAACAUCUCUUUGCGGAGGCGCUCUUAUCUCCAACACGAGGGUCCUCACAGCCGCCCACUGCUGGUGGGAUGGUCAGAUCAAAGCGAAGAAGUUCACCGUCGUCCUCGGCUCCGUCAAGAUAUUCUCCGGCGGCACCAGGAUCGACACCAGUGAUGUAACCGCCCAUUCCAACUGGAACACGAAGGACAUCACCAAUGACAUCGCAAUGGCUAAGAUAACCAAGGUUACCUUUAGUAGUAGCAUCCAAGCAAUUCCAUUGCCAGCAGCCGCUGACGCGAACCAACAGUUUGCUGGUAUGCAGGGCGUGGUCACUGGAUACGGAAAAGUUAGGGAUGCCCAAAAAGGUUUCCCAACCACAACCUCCCUGCACCACAUAAACCUGAACAUCAUCACCAACGCCGCCUGUCAGAGCAGCUUUGACAUGUCUCUACAUGCGAGUCACAUGUGCACCAGCGGUGCUGGUAAAGUCGGCACAUGCGACGGUGACUCAGGGGGACCGUUGACUGUUGUGUGGAAGAAUAAACGGACUUUGGUGGGCAUAGUAUCGUUCGGCUUAGCAGACGCUUGUCAAUCCGGAUAUCCUUCUGUGUAUACCCGGGUCACCUCCUUCCUUACAUGGAUACAGGCUAACAGCUAAACCUGAGCUAGAACUAGCAGCUAACUGAAGAUGUGAUAUAUUUGUAUGAACUUACAUUUAAUUAGUUAUUAAACAGUUUUAAAACCUA